This is a messenger RNA of Closterium sp. Naga37s-1, 339 nucleotides long. Lineage: Eukaryota; Viridiplantae; Streptophyta; Zygnematophyceae; Desmidiales; Closteriaceae. The record is from the annotation of a GenBank genome assembly.
AUGGCCAUGGCGGACCAAGCUGCAGCCAAGUUCCCCUCCUACACGCCCUACUGCUCUGCUGGGCCGUAUGUCACGGCUGUGCUGAUACCAUUGGGCAACUGCCGCGCUGUCCCACGAGGCAACAACGCCAGGAUCGUCAGGGCCGGCAAUUCUCGAUUUAUCCGCCUGGACCUUGGGCGGCCAGUGCGCGGGUGUCAGCGCUCGUACCGCUUCCAAUUGGUCAACUUCCGAGGGCGGGUGGUAAGGGGUCCUGUCACUCUCCGCGUGUGCCGCGCUGGGAAGCCGGGAGCCGCCACCUGUGGCCCCGUUACAGUCACAUCCGCAGUGCCCUGCUGCUGA